Zea mays is the source of this 1433-nucleotide messenger RNA. RefSeq lists its product as uncharacterized. Gene Ontology annotation, molecular function: CDP-diacylglycerol-glycerol-3-phosphate 3-phosphatidyltransferase activity. Bases 85 to 1041 code for a protein of 318 amino acids. The record is from RefSeq and is marked validated. Gene Ontology annotation, cellular component: chloroplast envelope; membrane. The transcript is spliced from 7 exons. Gene Ontology annotation, biological process: glycerophospholipid biosynthetic process. Lineage: Eukaryota; Viridiplantae; Streptophyta; Magnoliopsida; Poales; Poaceae.
CGCGCCUGCCCACGUACGCCUCCUCCCCUCCCACACCCAACCCCAGCGCACCCACAAGAGGAAUAGGAGGAAUCAAUCCGCCCCAUGCCCACAUCCGUCGCCACCCACGCAUCCCUCCUCCUCAAAGCCGCAGCCGCCAAGCCUUGCUUCUCAGCCCGCGCGGCGGCCCGGAUCCCCGCCCCUUCUCACCGUCCUCGCCCGCCCGCUGGCCGUCGCCUGCCGACCACGGUGGCCGCUCUCGCCGCCGCAGCCCGCCGGUUCCGGUGGCCUUCGGCGGCCGCGUCGGCACGGGGGCUGUGCGCCGCGCCGCAUUUCGGCGGAGAGGGGAUGGGAUCUGAUGCGGGGGCGGGGGGCAGGAAGAGGCGGGUGCCAGCGGUGAACGGGCUCGCCAAGGACGCGCCUGCGGUGAACGGGAUGCGCAAGGAGGAGCCCGUGGCCGCGCCUCCCAGGUUGCUCACGCUGCCCACUGUGCUCACCAUUGGCCGCGUCGCUGCUGUGCCUCUUCUGAUCAGCACUUUCUACAUGGAGGGUCCAUGGGCAGCUAUGGCCACAACAGGCAUCUUCCUUGCUGCCGCAGUCACUGAUUGGCUAGAUGGUUAUAUUGCUAGAAAGAUGCAGCUAGGAACACCUUUUGGUGCAUUUCUUGAUCCUGUGGCCGACAAGCUUAUGGUAGCGGCAACAUUAGUUUUGCUAUGCACCAAACCUUUGGAAUCAUCACUGCUCAAUGAUGGGCCAUGGCUUCUAACAGUCCCUUCCAUUGCCAUCAUUGGAAGAGAGAUUACAAUGUCAGCUGUGAGAGAGUGGGCUGCAUCUCAGAAUAGCAAAGUUCUUGAGGCUGUUGCAGUUAACAAUUUAGGGAAGUGGAAGACAGCGACGCAGAUGACAGCAUUGACUCUGCUUCUCGCAAGCAGAGACCCAAGUCUACCUGCGCAAGGCGCUCUAGUUGCCCCCGGUGUUGCUCUACUUUACGUCUCCACGGGACUCGCCGUAUGGUCCCUAGUGGUGUACAUGAGAAAGAUAUGGCGGAUACUGCUCAAAUAGUAUUAGCACAAUAUAUAUAUAGUGUAAUAGAAGAAACAAGCAAGGCGAGCAUCCGUUCGUGAUCGUACAACUUUUGGAAGGCUGUUGGGUGGCCUGAGCCCUAGAGCUGGUUGGGAUCCUCAUUCAUCUGUAACUUGUGCGUCAGUUUUUGGUGGAUUUGCCGCUAAAUUUGCUGAGGCAUGCCAGGAUCCUAUUAGAUUUUUAGAAACAAGACAUGGUGUGACCCUCCGUGCGUAAUGAGAAUUCUUAGAAACAAGAAGACAUGGUGUGGCCCUGCGUGCGUAAUGAGAUACUAGUCUGCGAUGCAGAAGAUUGUAACCUUAUACAAAUACAAUCUGGAGGUUUCUGCGUGUGGAGUUCUACCGUUGUACUCUACACAUAAUAUCAUAAUA